This is a messenger RNA of Fusarium oxysporum Fo47, 1051 nucleotides long. RefSeq names its product P-loop containing nucleoside triphosphate hydrolase protein. Gene Ontology annotation, molecular function: GTPase activity; GTP binding. The transcript is spliced from 3 exons. The record is from RefSeq and is a predicted model, not a curated record. Bases 134 to 943 code for a protein of 269 amino acids. Gene Ontology annotation, biological process: small GTPase-mediated signal transduction. Lineage: Eukaryota; Fungi; Ascomycota; Sordariomycetes; Hypocreales; Nectriaceae.
UAUACAGCCGAACAUUCUUCAUUCUUCAGAAGCGCAUUCUUAAGGCGAUCUCUCCCAAAGGCCAAGCAAUCCUCAAAAAGACACGCGCUUGAGCCUGCACUCCCGACCCUGCAGCACAGCCUUGCGCCCAAGCAUGGCAUCAUCGCAUCAGUAUCAUACUUCGUACUUUGACACCAACGAGCAGAUCCGUCGUCAACAGCGCACGCGCUCCAGUGAGGGUACGGUCAGCACCACUAUGAGCUCGUCGACGGGCCGCGAGUCGGCAGCGACUCACGUCACAGAAGCGCCCACCUUUUCCAAGAAGAUUGUUGUUGUCGGAGAUGGUGGUUGCGGCAAGACCUGCUUGCUCAUUAGCUAUAGCCAAGGUUACUUCCCAGAGAAAUAUGUGCCUACUGUCUUUGAAAACUACAUCACCUAUCCUAUCCACUCAGCCACUGGUAAGACUGUGGAACUUGCAUUGUGGGAUACAGCCGGCCAAGAGGAAUAUGACCGUCUCCGACCGCUUUCAUACCCUGAGACCGACUUGAUCUUUGUAUGCUUUGCUAUCGACUGUCCGAACUCGCUAGACAACGUCCUUGAUAAGUGGUACCCCGAGGUUCUACACUUCUGCCCAUACACUCCUCUGGUUCUUGUGGGUCUCAAGUCAGAUCUUCGCUACAAGAAGACUUGCAUUGAUAUGCUUAAGACGCAAGGCCUUACUCCAGUCACUACGGAGCAAGGCAUGGCCGUUGCUAAGAAGAUGAACGCGCAGUACAUGGAGUGCAGUAGCAAGGAAAUGUCAGGCGUCGACGAGAUUUUUGAGCAGGCUAUCAACACUGUCGUCGCUAAUGACCGGAAAACCAUCGAAGCGGCAGCAGCCUCAGGUUCUUCCAAAGAGAGCAAGUCAUCAACACCUGGGGUGGGACAGAUUAAGAGGAAGAAGAGAAGGUGUCCAAUCCUCUAAAGGCGCUCACAGCCAGAGAUGGAUGAAAGAUUGUUUUCUUGAAUUGAGGAACUUUUCUACCCAUCAUUGUCUUGCAAAGCCUCCCUUGUCAUCUUCUCCUGGGGAGGG